Molecule: messenger RNA, 1266 nt
Organism: Penicillium daleae
Lineage: Eukaryota; Fungi; Ascomycota; Eurotiomycetes; Eurotiales; Aspergillaceae
Product: trans-sulfuration enzyme family protein
Exons: 3
Coding region: 1-1266 (421 amino acids)
Biological process (GO): transsulfuration
Cellular component (GO): cytoplasm
Molecular function (GO): pyridoxal phosphate binding; cystathionine gamma-lyase activity
Source: RefSeq, a predicted model, not a curated record
AUGACAGUUUAUCCUGACCAUCGUAGCAGCGGCUUCGCAACCCGCGCAGUGCACUCUGGCUCUCCUCAUGACAAAACAACUGGUGCGGUGAUACCUGCGAUCUCUCUUUCUACCACGUUCGCACAGAGUGGUGUGGGUAAACCUGUAGGGGCCUAUGAGUACACUCGAAGUGCGAAUCCUAAUCGGGAUAACUUUGAAACCGCAAUAGCGGCAUUAGAGAAUGCGAAAUAUGCCCUUGCCUUCGCAUCGGGGUCUUCAACGACUGCUGUCAUUCUCCAGUCUCUCCCAAUUGGGUCUCACGUUGUAUCAGUUGCUGAUGUAUACGGCGGAUCUCAUCGCUACUUUACCAAGGUGGCCAAUACACACGGUGUUGAAGUCUCUUUCACUACCUGUCUCGAAGAGGACCUGGAGAAAAUGAUUCGGCCAGGCAAGACUAAGCUUGUCUGGGUUGAGACACCGUCUAACCCAACCCUGGGCCUCGUGGAUCUUCGGAAGGUUGCUACCAUUGCCCAGUCCCAAGGAGUUUCAUUGGUCGUCGACAACACCUUCUGCAGCCCCUAUAUACAAAAUCCUCUCUCUCAUGGUGCGGAUAUUGUCGUCCACUCUGUCACAAAGUAUAUCAAUGGACACUCGGUGAGUGUUGAGCUUGACCUGAAUGGGAGGGAAAUGUCUGUUAAUCUUAAUUAUUGGCAGGACGUCAUUAUGGGUGUAGCUGCUUUCAACUGCCCUCAAUGGAAUGAACGUUUGACAUUCCUCCAGAAUGCCAUCGGAGCUGUACCCUCCGCGUUCGAUUGCUGGUUAGCUCACCGGGGCUUGAAAACCCUGCAUUUGCGCUCGCAAGCUGCUACAAAGAAUGCCACGGCUAUUGCACUUGCGCUAGAGGCAUCUGAUAAUGUUAUCUGCGUGCGAUAUCCUGGUAUCGGGUCUCACCCUCAGCGAGAUAUUGCAGUUCGGCAGCACCGAGACGGUAUGGGCGGAGGCAUGUUGAGUUUCCGCCUAAAGGGUGGGCGCGAAGCAGCACACGCGUUUUGCCAAAACACAAAGAUUUUCACUCUAGCUGAAUCUUUGGGUGGAAUUGAGUCUCUCUGCGAAGUCCCUGCAGGCAUGACUCAUGCGGGUAUUUCCAAGGAAGAACGAGAAGAGUCGGGUGUUUAUGAUGAUCUUGUUCGGCUUAGCUGCGGUAUUGAGGACACUCAGGAUCUCAUCAUUGAUGUACUACACGCUAUUAAAAAGGCAGUGAUGUCUACUGGUAACGGAAUUUUGUGA